Aspergillus fijiensis CBS 313.89 is the source of this 1147-nucleotide messenger RNA. RefSeq lists its product as uncharacterized. The transcript has 5 exons. Bases 1 to 879 code for a protein of 292 amino acids. NCBI's taxonomy places the organism in Eukaryota, Fungi, Ascomycota, Eurotiomycetes, Eurotiales, Aspergillaceae. The record is from RefSeq and is a predicted model, not a curated record.
AUGAAUUCAGCCGACGGCGAACCUCGUGUGUCUUACUUGGAGACUUUCCGGCCUGGAUAUCCCAGGUAUUCAGCGUUAUUGAGCACACACGCAUCAUUUCAGAAGUUCCGUCGAUUCACAGAAGUGCGGAUGCGACUUCUGUUGCUAAAACAAGACGAGAUAUCUGUUCUCGAGCAAGCGCUGAGCCGUGCCGAUGCCGAUGAACCUCAUGGGCUAUUUUUAGGUUGCGCUCGUCGUGACCAGAAUUCUACUCGCAAAAGAAUUCUGGACGAGCUGAGAACGCAUCUCGCCGAAUAUGAUACUAUGUUGCAGCAGACCCAAUGGGUCCAGUCCCUGUCUGACUCCAGUGCAAGGGAUAUUCAAAGUCUGCAGAAUUGGGUGCAAGGAACCGGCUGUAUCGCGCGAGAAGAAAGGAAGUACCUGGAUCAUGACCAAGACCUGGCGAGUUUGGUGACGCCCCCUGAUAUUGCCGUCGAGCGUACAUUGCCUUUGUUGGAAGACUUUCUAUGCUUUCUUCAACGGACAAGUCGAAGACUCUCAUUCUCUCCGGCGACAAGAAAGAAUCACUACAUUACAGAGGACGAAAAUAUUUUCAUUGUCGGUCCUUGGAUACGCCGCGUCAGCCAAGCUAUUGCAACAUGGAUGGCCACACUCGCUCUUCUGACUCCGAUUAUUAUUCUCUUUGUUACAACAAGUCCAGUCGCGCGGCUAGUCACUAUCAUUGUCGCCGCUGGGGUAUCCCUAACAACCAUGUCCCUGUUCACCGGAGCAAAAACCAUGGAGAUAUUCAUUGCCGGGGCGGGCUAUGCAGCGGUUCUCGUUGUGUUUACAUCGGCUAGCAACACGUUGUUCUCCACACAGGAGUGUUCUUGUCCCUAAGCUUUUAUUGCAUGAGAUGGUAAAACGAGGCAAAACCGGCCGGACAGAGUGGUAGACCAGUGGCCGACUUGAUGUCGAGCUAUUUGAAGUUAAUGUGAUCAUGGCCCCUCUAGUCUUAGAGGUACUCAAUCUUCCGCGGAGAUGACGAGAAUAUGAUAUGGCACGCCACCUGUGCAGCUGAAUUCAGUUGAACAGCCUCUCAUGAGCUCUCUUAAUUGUAACAAAAAGAACCUUCCAGCUUGACUAGGAAGGAAUGGGUUCCACACCG